GAGCCACAUGGAGAUGGUGAAGAGAUUCAAGGUGUGGGUGUACGAGGAAGGAGAGCAACCAUUAGUGCAUUAUGGGCCAGUAAAUGAUAUAUACGCCAUUGAGGGUCAAUUCAUUGAUGAAAUAGACAAUAGCAAGAGGAGCCCCUUCAAGGCCAGGAACCCUGAUGAGGCACACGCCUUUUUUCUUCCCUUAAGCGUGGUUAAUGUGGUUCAUUAUGUUUACAAACCUUACAUGUCGCAAAAUGAUUAUAGCCGUGACCGCCUGCAACGGUUGGUGGAAGAUUAUAUUGGAGUGGUGGCUGAUAAGUAUCCUUAUUGGAACAGAAGCAAUGGUGCAGAUCAUUUUCUCCUUUCCUGUCACGAUUGGGCACCAGAAAUCUCACAUGCCAAUCCAGACCUCUUCAAGAACUUUAUAAGAGUUUUAUGCAAUGCCAACAAUUCAGAAGGAUUUCAACCCAAGAGGGACGUGUCUAUCCCUGAAGUGUACUUGCCCGUUGGAAAGCUAGGCCCACCAAAUCUGGGCCAACACCCAAUGAACCGCACCAUAUUAGCAUUUUUCUCUGGUGGGGCCCAUGGUGACAUUAGGAAAUUGCUUCUUAAGCACUGGAAGGACAAAGAUAACCAUGUCCAAGUUCAUGAGUACCUUCCAAAGGGUCAAAACUAUACUGAAUUAAUGGGCCUAAGCAAGUUCUGCUUGUGCCCUAGUGGGUAUGAGGUGGCUAGUCCUAGAGUUGUGGAAGCAAUUAAUGCAGGGUGUGUUCCUGUGAUCAUUUCUGAGAACUAUUCUUUGCCCUUCAGUGAUGUGCUUAAUUGGAGUCAAUUCUCCAUACAAAUUUCUGUAGAGAAUAUUUCAGACAUCAAGACUAUAUUACAAAAUGUUACACAAAAAAAGUACAAGAAAUUGCAUAGGAAUGUGAGGAGAGUUCAGAGGCAUUUUGUGAUGAAUAGACCAGCUAAGCCAUUUGAUUUGAUGCACAUGAUACUUCACUCAAUUUGGCUCAGAAGACUCAACUUCAGGGUCAUGGCUUCACAUUAAAGGGUUGUUUUUGCAUACAAAGGUCUUUUUUUUUUAUUUCCUUUAGGCCCGUUUGGAUACAACUCGUAGGAGGUUAUAUAGACUAUUUUUGUUUUAAGUAAUUUGAGUAACUAUUUUUGGUUGAUCUGAGCUAUGUUCUCAGCUAAAACAAGAUGUAGUUGUUCAAGAUUUUCCAUGUAACUGUCCUUUAUGCAUUAUAGAUUCAGUUGGAAGUAAUAUUUUAGAUAGACAAA
Molecule: messenger RNA, 1269 nt
Organism: Glycine soja
Lineage: Eukaryota; Viridiplantae; Streptophyta; Magnoliopsida; Fabales; Fabaceae
Product: probable glycosyltransferase At3g42180
Exons: 2
Coding region: 8-1036 (342 amino acids)
Molecular function (GO): glycosyltransferase activity
Source: RefSeq, a predicted model, not a curated record